Trypanosoma grayi is the source of this 1308-nucleotide messenger RNA. Its product is annotated as WD40 repeat-containing protein. The record is from RefSeq and is a predicted model, not a curated record. The transcript has a single exon. Gene Ontology annotation, molecular function: protein binding. Gene Ontology annotation, cellular component: nuclear pre-replicative complex. Bases 1 to 1308 code for a protein of 435 amino acids. Gene Ontology annotation, biological process: rRNA processing; DNA-templated DNA replication. Lineage: Eukaryota; Euglenozoa; Kinetoplastea; Trypanosomatida; Trypanosomatidae.
AUGCUAUUCGUUGCAUUUGAAGGAAAAUCGAGGCUUAUCGACCUCAAAACGAAGACUGUGCACAAGACUUGUACGACAUCCCAUGUGGAAAGACGGGGACUGACGUACUGUGCCUCUUCCAUGACUGUUGUUGCGCACCAAUCCAAAGGAUGCACGUCGUUCUUUUCACCUUGUACGCAGCAACCGGUGCAGAGGAGUUUUACUUCAGAGACCAUUACAUGCUCAGUAUGUACAUCUGACGGCGUAUUCCUCGUUGGGGGGACAGGGGAGGGCAACAUCUAUGUGUGGAAUACACUUUCAGGGCAGCUAUUCCAUCUCGUUAGAGCCCAUACACGUUGCGUGACGGACAUCGCCAUGUCUUCUGACCAAUCGCUCAUUGUCACAGCCUCCGAGGACUCUGUGUGCAAGACGUGGACACUUGCCUCCUUAGUGGCUCGCGGUGUUAAGACACCGGCGCCUCACUCCAUCUUCAAUGGUCACACCUUGGCAGUGAACGCCUGCUCCUUUAUGGAAUCUGGGUAUUUGGUUGUGACAGGCUCUGCAGAUCGCACCUGCCGCAUUUUUGAUGGCUUAACAGGCCGCCAGCAAUUUCUUCUCACGGUCGAGGAUGCGCUGACGUCGGUGCGUUCUUCCCCCGGUGGUGAAAUGCUGCUUCUUGGUUCUGCUAGUGGAUCAUUGUUCUUUGUGAGCCUCUACACCGAUACUGCGGGACCAAGGCUCCCAACAGGGCUCUGCAGACGCAAUGACGACGUUGUCGUGCGCCGCCCCUUCGAAGAGGGUCACAGCGGCGCUAUUGUGUUUAUUUGGUUCGACGCCGCUCGGCCUGAUUAUGCCAUUGUGGGGAGUGCGAACGGCGCCGUACUGUGGUGGAACACCGCCACGCGAGCGGUGCAAAGUGAGGCCCUUCCACGUUUGACCGCCGGUGUGUUAAGCAUUUGUUACGUGCCGCGAGAGGCGGCUUCGCUUCACUCAUUGCCAUGCACUGGCAUUGCGAAGCACCCACUUGAUCCGUGCGGGACAGACUACGCUGUCGUGGCCGUGACGGAUGGUAACGCGGCGACAAGGCGACGCGUGGCUGCGGGUUCGCGGCGGCGUCGUCGCCUUGAAUCCUGCGGGGCAGACAUCGCCGGUGACAGCGCGAAGGGGCGGGAUGAUGAGAAGGAGGAGGAUGCUGAGGCAACAGAGCCGAGCGCGGGGAGCGGCAGAUGCCGCAUCGAGGACCUUCGUUGCCGAGAAGAGAAGAACAAUGAACUCGAAACUCUUCGAGACCGGCUUAAAGAAAAAUUACAGAAGCUAGAGGCUUCUUAA